AUGGGUAUGAGCAGCACACAAGCGCAGACGCAACAGCUGGUUCCUCCAGGUUUUCGAUUCCAUCCGACAGACGAAGAGCUGGUGGACUACUACCUCAGGAAGAAGGUAGCCUCAAGAAGGAUCGACCUCAACGUCAUCAAAGAUGUCGAUCUUUACAAGAUUGAGCCAUGGGAUCUCCAAGAGAAGUGCAGCUUGGGAGGACCUGGCGAGGAGGAGCAGAACGAGUGGUACUUCUUCAGCCACAAAGACAAGAAAUACCCGACAGGCACCCGGACCAACCGGGCCACCGCUGCAGGGUUUUGGAAGGCCACCGGCAGAGACAAGCCCAUCUAUGCCAACAAGCAGCGGCAGCUGGUGGGCAUGAGGAAGACGCUGGUGUACUACAAGGGCAGGGCUCCCAGUGGCCACAAGUCUGACUGGAUCAUGCACGAGUACCGCCUUGAAACCAAUGAGAAUGGCCCUCCCCAGGAGGAAGGAUGGGUAGUAUGUAGGGUGUUCAAAAAGCGACUACCAACAACAAGAAGAGAAUCGGACCAUGAUGCACCAUGCUGGUAUGUCGAUGAAGAUGGAACAUUCAUGCAUGACCUUAACUCUCCCAUGAGUGGAAUGCCACCACACCACAGCAUAGCACAGCUGCAAGAACAACACCUCCAAAUGCUGAACAAUAGCUACAAGAGGGAACUGAAGCUACAAUUCCAGAUGCCAAGCCAUCAUAUUCUCAAUGCCAUUCCUCACGAGCUAGAGACUCCAUCCUUCCAUUCUCUUUUGGUCUCACCAGACCAUCAAACUAAAGCACACCAUGCUCACCAACAUGUUCAGCUCAUGGAGCAUAAUGCAGUCGACCAAGUCACUGAUUGGAGAGUUCUGGACAAGUUUGUUGCAUCUCAACUUAGUCACGGCGAUGCAGCAAAGGGUGUUGUCGAUUAUACUGAUGAAGGAGAUAUCCUGCAGGUAAAUGAGAAGCAAGAGGUGGCUACCGAUUAUGCAUCAACGUCAACAUCCAGCAGCCAAGUUGAUCCAUGGAAGUGA
This is a messenger RNA of Miscanthus lutarioriparius, 1029 nucleotides long. The record is from the annotation of a GenBank genome assembly. Lineage: Eukaryota; Viridiplantae; Streptophyta; Magnoliopsida; Poales; Poaceae.